Molecule: messenger RNA, 2405 nt
Organism: Exaiptasia diaphana
Lineage: Eukaryota; Metazoa; Cnidaria; Anthozoa; Actiniaria; Aiptasiidae
Product: DNA mismatch repair protein MutS
Exons: 7
Coding region: 209-1360 (383 amino acids)
Biological process (GO): mismatch repair
Cellular component (GO): nucleus
Molecular function (GO): ATP-dependent DNA damage sensor activity; mismatched DNA binding; ATP binding
Source: RefSeq, a predicted model, not a curated record
GGUCGCAACAGGAAGCGCCGAGCUAAGUGACCUUCGUUCAAUCCACARUACCAUUCUUCUYUAUUCAGAGAUUCUAAAACUUUUAGAAGCGUUACCUGACGAAACUACCGCCAUUUCAUCUUUAUUAGUCGAUGAUUUUGAAGAGCUGCGCGGCCUUCAGGGCGAACUUGACCAAGCUGUAGGAGAAUUAACGUCAAAACACAGCGUAAUGGAAGGYUACUCUGACAUCGCGGACAGCAUUCGAGAUAAAAUCGCACAGAAUGARCAAGAUGUUGCUGUCCUGAGAGACUCUUAUCGUUCUGCUCUGGGAAUCCCUCGACUGGUUAUCAACAAUCACAGGUCAUUCAUUCGUGUUGUUGAAAUCCCAUCGAGUCAAGUAUCAAAACUCACUUCGAGAGAUGAUUUCGUUAAGGUCGACAACACAUCCGAUAAGACAAGAUACAGCACUCUUAGGCUACAAGAACUGAACGCUGAAUUAAAGAGUCUCCAAGAUGACCAUGAUCACGUACAAAGAGCGUUAUCUCAAGAGCUUUGUCAACAGGUAACCCAACAAGCAGAUCACAUUAAACGCGUCGCCAAAUCGCUGGCCGAACUUGACGUAGCGUCAUCGCUUGCUCUCCUUGCGAUAACUCGUGGAUAUACCAAACCAAAUAUGGUAGAAACCARCGAGUUUGACGUCAGAGGAGGUAGACAUCCAGUGGUAGACAUYCUUCAACCUGACAGCUUUGUUAACAAUGACUGUAUUUUGAAUGACAAGAACUUGUGGAUUGUUACAGGUCCUAAUAUGGGCGGAAAAAGUACUUUUCUACGRCAAAAUGCCUUGAUCUCCAUUCUUGCUCAAGCUGGCUCUUUUGUCCCUGCACAACAUGCCACUCUUGGUAUUGUUGACAGAGUCUUCGCUCGAAUCGGUGCCAGUGAUAAUCUCGUUCAGCACCAGUCCACGUUCAUGGCAGAAAUGMUUGAAACCGCUUAUAUACUAUCACACGCUACCCAGAAUUCCUUGGUUGUGAUAGACGAAAUUGGGCGUGGAACGUCAAUGUUGGACGGCCUAGCAAUCGCCUGGGCGGUCAUCGAGUAUAUUCACGAURUGAUUGGCUGCAGAACGCUUGCCUCAACUCAUUUCCACCAAUUAGCGCURUUGUCGUCCAGUCUACAACGAGUYGAUAGCUAUCACGUGACAGCCCAUCAUUCUAAUGAGCACGGAAUCAUUUUUACUUUUAAAGUUAAUAGUGGUAUGGACAGCAAGUCUUUCGGGAUCGAUGUUGCGCGACUUGCUGGGAUACCUAUGGCCGUGGAAACCCGGGCACGAGAACUUUUGGUCCCACUGGAAAAAAGAGCGAACUUUAUAUCCCCAACUUAAAACCUGGUAAGAAUUUGCGAGACACGCUAGCGUUAAUAAGAAAUAUUGCUAAUGACUGGGAUUCGAGUUCCAAGCUGAGCGCCGAGUGAUGUAGGACUAGACACUAAACUCCCUCAGUAUCUCAUCCUCUAAGGAUCUGGGAACGAGAUUUCACGUCGACAGGCAGCCCAACCAUAAAUUGAUGGCAKAUAUAUGGACUUUGUAGUUUAUUUACUGUGCAUGCGUAAAAACAAUGCACGUGUUCCCGGCAAAGGAGUUUUAUGCACAUGUUUUAUGCACAUGCCAAAGGACUGGACUCCAGACACUUGACCGUUAUAUUUUCUCUAUGUGAACCUUCUGACUCUACAGCGAACCAAGUCGAAAUUCCCACAGCUAUGUGUUGAGAACCAAACUCGGCUGUCAGUAUGUCCGUGCCUCAGUUCCGCUCAGCUUAGCUCACUGGUCUUUGGUAAGGGUAUAAUGUACAAAUGUGUUCAAAGCGGGGACAUGUUAUUUCACAUCUAUGUUCUAGGCAACUCGAGGUCAAACGGUAUCAUUUUGUGGGAAGAACAUGAGAAACAUGCAAGAAUGUAUCACUAAUACUACGUUUUGCGUUCAUUGAGUGUUUAAAUUGCGUUAAUCUAUAGGUUAUUGUACAUGUUUAUAAACAUAAUUCAGGUUUUUUGAUAUAAUUUUAUCAAACAUUUUAGACAAAUAAGUGGUAAAUGCUAUACAAUAAUAAUAGCCAUUAUUCGAAAACUCUCGUAACAAACGGGAGGACUCAUGUACAUGUAAAAAGUAAUAAAAAAAUAAGAAGUAAAUAUAAAUCUUUUAUGUAUAUAAUUUUGCUAUUGUAUAGAGUUAUAUGUAAAAAUUCUAACCGCCAACAUAUAUCAUUAUAUCGGGUGCAUUAUGGGUAAUAUGCUAUUUUCACUUUUUCCUUGCUAAAUAUCAUCCCAAUACUUUGAAAUCGUGUUGACUAAAGGUUGACAAAGCAUAAUCUGUAGUUUAAGGGUUUAAAUUUGAAAUAUUAACAACCCUAUAUAAAGUAAAAUUGUACUUAAAG